Molecule: messenger RNA, 1753 nt
Organism: Lathyrus oleraceus (garden pea)
Lineage: Eukaryota; Viridiplantae; Streptophyta; Magnoliopsida; Fabales; Fabaceae
Exons: 10
Coding region: 186-1550 (454 amino acids)
Molecular function (GO): glutamine synthetase activity
Source: RefSeq, a predicted model, not a curated record
GAUAAUUUAAGAUGAAAUAGCUCCUCAUUAACAAAAUAGCAACGUCCUCUUCCUAUGAGUCUAAACAUGUCAACUUCAUAGGCAUAAAUGGACGUGAGAGAUUCUUGUACGCAUCUCAUAUGCUAGUUCUAAAUAUAUGUGUUAUUUUGAUACAAGCAAAAAUUUAUUAAAUCAUUUGUGAGAGAAUGGAUUCGAUUGAGUUGGGAAAAGCUGUCGAAGAAGUUGAAGUUGUGAAUGAGUUAGAGAUAGAUGUUUCAUUUGUUCGUAUAUUAUGGGUUGAUAAUUCAGGACAACAUAGAUGUCGUGCAAUUCCUAGAAAACGUUUCUAUGAUGUUGUUACAAAGAAUGGUGUUGGUUUAGCAUUUGUGAGUAUGGCAAUGACAUCUUUCUUGGAUGGACCUGCACAUGGUUCUGGUUUGGGUUCAGUUGGUGAAGCAAGAUUAACACCUGAUUUGUCUACUAUAAGGACUAUUCCUUGGAGCAAGCAAGAUGAAAUGGUUUUAGGUGAUUUGAAUGUUCAACCUGGCCAAGCAUGGGAGUAUUGCCCAAGAGAAGCUUUAAGAAGAGCUUCCAAAAUUUUGAAAGAUGAAUUUGAUUUGGUAAUGAAUGCAGGGUUUGAGAAUGAGUUUUUUCUCUUGAAGAGAAAAAUAAGGGAUGGAAAAGAAGAAUGGAUACAAUUUGACUCAACUCCUUACUGCUCCUCAUCAGCAUUUGAUGCUGCUUCCCCAAUACUUCGUGAAAUUACUUCUGCUUUACAUUCCAUGGCCAUUCCAGUAGAACAGUUACAUGCAGAAGCUGGUAAAGGGCAAUUUGAAUUGGUUUUAGGACAUACCAUUUGUGCUAAAGCUGCAGACAGCUUAGUUUAUACCCGCGAAACCAUUAGAUCUAUUGCUAGAAAACAUGAUUUGCUUGCAACUUUUAUUCCAAAGUACACAUUAGAUGAUUUGGGUUCUGGAUGCCAUGUUCAUCUAAGUUUAUGGCAGAAUGGCCAAAAUGUAUUUAUGGCAUCUGAUGAAACAUCAAAGUAUGGAAUAUCAACUUUGGGAGAAGAAUUCAUGGCCGGAGUUCUUCAUCAUCUUCCUUCGAUUUUGCCAUUUGUAGCACCACUUCCUAUCAGUUAUGAUCGGUUGCAACCGAACACAUGGAGCGGUGCAUAUUUGUUUUGGGGAAAUGAAAAUAGGGAAGCUCCGUUGCGAGCUUCUUCUCCGCCUGGAACUCCGGGCGGUUUCGCGAGUAAUUUUGAAUUUAAGUCAUUUGAUGGUUCCGCAAAUCCAUAUUUAGGCUUAACUGCUAUAAUUGCUGCUGGCAUUGAUGGUCUUCGUCGACAUCUUUCUCUUCCUGAACCUGUUGAUACCGAUCUUAAUCCAAGAAACCUUCAAAGAUUGCCAAAAUCACUUUCUGAAUCUUUGGAAUCUCUUCAUAAGGCCGAGUUCCUUGACGAAUUUUUUGGUGAUAAGUUGCUCAUUGCCAUAAAAGCAAUUCGAAAGGCUGAAAUUGAUCAUUACUUGGAGAACAAGGAAGCAUACAAGCAACUCAUACACCGUUAUUGAGCUACUUGUCUAUUUUUCAUAUGCAAGACUUCUCAGAGCAUGAUUUAGAUUAUGGUAUCUUGUACUUUAAGGAAGAAAUGAAAAGAGAUGAGUGAGAAUGAAAAAGUGAAUUGAACUUCUUGGAUUAUUAUUAAUGAAUACAAUACAUCCACACAAGUAGAUCAGCUAGCCUUGCUUGAUCAACUGCUUGAAAUUCAAAUCAA